UGAUUAGAUUACCAAAUAACUGGAAUUUAGCAAAAAUCCAACAAAUCUGAGACCAUCAAAUUUCGUCCCCCACCCAGUUCUCUGUCGCCGAGUGCGUACAGUUAUAUCAAAGAUACAUAGAUAGUGAAGCAGGCUCGUCUCUGGAUACCCACUUUAGAUUCUGGAUUUGAUUCUCAUGUGGAAUUGAGCUUUAGCAUUGCCGUUUGUACUGAAUUCUAAGUGAUUUGAGUGAGUGAGUUGGUGGCCCAACUGUUGUAAUUGAUCCACCAAUGGGUUUUCGCUUCUCGUUGUUUCUCUCUCUGGCAUCACUUUCUGCUAUUUGGGCUCAACAAGUUGAAGAUGCCGUGAUUGUAGUCAAUGGAACUCAAGCAGUUACUAAUACAGAUCCUAAUUAUAUAUGCGCGACAAUUGAUUGGUGGCCUCAUGAUAAGUGUAACUACAACCAAUGCCCAUGGGGAUAUUCAUCCAUUAUAAAUAUGGACUUAUCUCAUCCUUUUCUUGCCAAGGCUAUUCAAGCUUUCGAGCGCUUGAGAAUAAGAGUAGGGGGAUCUCUGCAGGACCAAGUACUCUAUGAUGUGGGAAAUUUGAAAACCCAAUGCCAUCCAUUUAGAAAGAUGGAUGGUGGGUUGUUUGGAUUUUCAAAGGGAUGCUUACACAUGGAUAGGUGGAAUGAAGUGAACCACUUUUUCAAUAAAACAGGAGUACUUGUAACAUUUGGCUUGAAUGCACUGCAUGGGAGGCACAAGAUAAGCAAGGAAGUCUGGGGAGGAGAUUGGGACUCCAGUAAUGCAAAUGAUUUCAUAAAAUACACUAUUUCCAAAGGCCACCAAAUAGAUUCAUGGGAAUUCGGCAAUGAGUUAAAUGGUGGUGUUGGUGCAAUUGUUGGUGCUGAACAGUAUGGAAGAGACUUGAUCAAGCUUAAAACUAUCAUUGAUGAGUCGUAUAAGAACUUCAAACCAAAACCUUUACUCGUGGCUCCAGGAGGAUUCUAUGAGAAGCAAUGGUAUAAUAGACUCCUUCAGGUUACAGGCUCACCCGUGAUCAACGCUAUGACACAUCAUAUAUACAAUUUGGGUUCAGGUGCUGAUCCUAAUCUUGUGAAUAAAAUUCUGAAUCCUCAUUAUUUGAGCAAGGUAUCAGAAACGUUCAGCGGCCUUAAACAAACCAUUCAAACCCAUGGUCCUUGGUCUUCUGCUUGGGUCGGAGAAUCCGGGGGAGCGUUUAACAGUGGUGGCCAUAAUGUAUCCAACACCUUCGUGAAUAGUUUUUGGUACUUGGAUCAGCUUGGAAUGGCAGCAAAGUAUGACACUAGAGUAUAUUGCAGACAGACUUUAAUCGGCGGAAAUUAUGGUCUCCUCGACACACCCACAUUCAUCCCUAACCCUGACUAUUACAGUGCACUUCUGUGGCAUCGGCUGAUGGGAAAAGAAGUUCUUGCUGUUAAUACCAGUGCUUCACCAUAUUUACGCUCCUAUGCCCAUUGUUCAAAAGGAAGAGGAGGUAUUACUUUGCUUCUGAUCAAUUUAAGCAACCAGACCAAGUUCAACCUAAGUGUUCGAAAUAGUAUGAACAUCACCGUACAUGUGAAAGAGACAGCCGAUAAAAGUGGAAAGUCUUUUACUCAGAGUCUCAAGAGAACUGUGUCGUGGGUUGGAAGCAAAGCAUCAGACGGAACAUCUUUCAGAGAAGAGUAUCAUCUAACUCCAAAGGGUGGGAAUCUUCGAAGCAAAACCAUGGUACUAAAUGGUGUUCCGUUACAGCUCACUGCCAGUGGAGACAUUCCAAGUUUGAAUCCAGUUCUUGUUCAUCUGAAUUCACCGAUGUUUGUCGCUCCUUUGUCUGUCAAGUUUGUGGUAUUCCCCAAUUUCGAUGCUUCGGGUUGCAAGUGAUUCUUUACAGAAACCAUACAGGGUGGUGUUUGUUAUAUACUGUAGUUGCAGAAUCAUAAGUUUGUUGUGAUGUAAGCUCUGAUAUUGGUGUAAUUUUAUUUUUCACUAAGCUAAAAAUGUGGUAGGAUGGGUGACCAGUGCCUGGCAACCUUGUUUGUGUUACCAAAAGGGUAGUCAUUAUAAUUAAGUCAAAUUUGUAGGGUUUGUUUCAAACCUGAGAGUGGGGAGUCUGAAUGUACCAAAAAAAUUAUUGGACACUUCAUUGUCAAAUUUGAAUUUGUUAUUUUUCUUUGAACGCUCAA
Messenger RNA from Camellia sinensis, 2191 nucleotides. RefSeq names its product heparanase-like protein 1. Gene Ontology annotation, molecular function: beta-glucuronidase activity. Gene Ontology annotation, cellular component: membrane; plant-type cell wall. The record is from RefSeq and is a predicted model, not a curated record. NCBI's taxonomy places the organism in Eukaryota, Viridiplantae, Streptophyta, Magnoliopsida, Ericales, Theaceae.